This is a messenger RNA of Fusarium vanettenii 77-13-4, 1551 nucleotides long. RefSeq lists its product as uncharacterized. Gene Ontology annotation, molecular function: FAD binding. Bases 1 to 1551 code for a protein of 516 amino acids. The transcript has 3 exons. Lineage: Eukaryota; Fungi; Ascomycota; Sordariomycetes; Hypocreales; Nectriaceae. The record is from RefSeq and is a predicted model, not a curated record.
AUGCUCAUCAAGUCUGUUCCGGUCUUGGUGUCGUUGGGAUUGUCUGCUCGUGUUGUUGCUCAGCAGUACAACACCACCUCAACCGGCUUCAAAGGUUGCGAUGCCCUUCUCGAUGCCGGUCUCGAAGAUAUCCUGGUCUUCCCAGAGGACGUCGCAUACGUCGACAGCGUCUCGACCUACUAUGCAUCUGAGAAUCGCCGCCUUCGGCCAGUCUGCAUUGUGCAGCCUCGCUCAACCGACCACGUCUCCGAAGCGGUCAGGGCUCUGAGCCGAGCCAGCGGCGCCGGCAACUGGGACAUCGCCGUCCGAUCCGGUGGUCACAGCGACUUCGACAACAAUGCCGUCCAUCGAGGUGUCACCAUCGACCUUACCUUCUUCAACUCGACAGAUCUUGUCAAGCGUGACAGUGUUAAGUGGAAGGGCAAGAGUACACUGACCAAGUCAAUCGCCCAGAUCCGCCCAGGAGCUCGAUGGGGCGAAGUCAUGACUUACCUUGAGAAUCACAACCUGGGAGUUACAGGCGGCCGUUCCGGUCAUGUGGGCGUAGGUGGCCUGCUCGUCUCGGGAGGUGCUUCGUACCACACCCAACUCUGGGGUCUGUCAUGCGACAACGUCGUUAACUACGAGGUCGUCCUGGCCGAUGGAUCCGUCGUUGAAGCGAAUGCGAGGCAUAACCAGGACCUUUUCAAGGCUUUGAAGGGUGGCGGCAGCAACCUGGGUAUAGUCACUCGUUUUGACAUGCGGACCUUCACUACUCCUCCCUCUGGUGUUUACGGCGGCCUGCUUUUCACCUCAUGGGACCACUUGAACGUCGUCACUAAGCAGUUCGUCGAGUACGCCAGCUCCAUAGGCUCAGGCAACCCUGACCAUCAGUUUGUCGUCUAUCGAGCCGAUGCGGGCAAUCUCUCCCUCAUGGCCAUGGCGGUCAGCACUGACGGAAAUGAUGACUCUCCCACCUUUCGAGCCUUCAGCACCAUCCCCCUUACUAGAGACCUCAGGAAGAAGCAGCCCCUCAGUAGCGUCGCCGCAUCUAUCGCGGAUACUGGUGGCUCGAACUACAUCCCCUUUACUCUUAGCCUCCAAGCUACCACCGACAUGAUGAACAAGGCUGCUGACAUCUUUGUCGCUCUGACGCAAGAUCUGCGCGACGCAGACAUUCCAGUGUCUGUCAACUUUGUCUUCCAGCCUCUACCAAAGAACCUCGCUUCCGUUAUUCCUGGCAACAACCUCCUGGACCUUGACAAGAACCUGCCGGCUGAUUCAAUUCUCUUCGAGGCUAGAGGUACGCUGGCCGCUGACGAUGCCUCGUAUGAAGGUCUUGUGCGAGCCAAGAUGGCCCAGGCGAUCGGGGAGUUGGGAGCGUACUCGGCAUCGAAGGAUGGCCAUUCUGACUAUCUCUACAUGAACUACGCCAACCCCGAACAAGAUGUCAUUGGGUCGUACGGCUGGGAAAAUGUAAUGUUCCUGAAGAAGACGGCUCAGAGAUAUGAUCCGACCGGCUUCUUUCAAUACCGCAUUCCAGGCGGAUGGAAGGUCAAUCGCGUCCUGUAG